Messenger RNA from Aspergillus bombycis, 7299 nucleotides. RefSeq names its product type I polyketide synthase. The record is from RefSeq and is a predicted model, not a curated record. Lineage: Eukaryota; Fungi; Ascomycota; Eurotiomycetes; Eurotiales; Aspergillaceae. Bases 1 to 7299 code for a protein of 2432 amino acids. Gene Ontology annotation, biological process: fatty acid biosynthetic process; secondary metabolite biosynthetic process. The transcript has 9 exons. Gene Ontology annotation, molecular function: phosphopantetheine binding; fatty acid synthase activity; oxidoreductase activity.
AUGAAUAUCGCUUUGCGUAUCGCCGGCAGCAUUCAAAAACAUGACCAUAGGUCUUCUUGGAACGAUGUCGUGCCUUUGUCUCAACAGGCUCAAUACACUUACGUCCUCAGCGCAACGCCCAUUGCAAUUUGCGGAAUGGGCAUGCGACUACCCGGUGGCAUUAGAGACUCUGACGCUUUGUAUGAAUUUUUGUUAAACAAGCGGGAUGCUCGAGGAACCGUUCCAUCAAAUCGAUUCAAUGUUGAUGGAUUCUACGACGCCGAUGGAAAGCCAGGCACUCUUUCCUCGACACAGGGGUAUUGGCUCGACGAUGUUGACCUGUCUAACUUUGACUCGUCCUUAUUCUCCAUGGGUCGAAAAGAGAUUGAAACCCUAGACCCACAUCAAAGGCUGUUACUGGAAGUUGUCCGCGAAGCGUUCGAGAGUGCUGCUGAAACCGGCUGGCGAGGCAAAAAUAUCGGAUGUUACGCCGCGAGUUUUGCUGAGGAAUGGACGAACCGCAUCUCAUACGAGUUCGACCUAAGAGGGCCCAGUAUGACGCUUCGCGUUGGGUGCUCGGGAAGUGGUUUGGGCAUUCACCUUGCAUGUCAGUCGAUUCAGCUUGGCGAGUGCACCUCUGCUAUCGUGGCUGGUGCCAACAUUAUUCUCUCCCCCGAGACUACCAUGUUGAUGGCAGAUGGCGGUGCAAUCUCCCCCGACGCUUCAUCCAAAACCUUUGAUGCCAGCGCAAAUGGUUAUGUCCGCGCUGACGGUGUAAACUGCCUUUAUAUCAAGCGUCUCGAUGAAGCCAUUCGCGACGGUAACCCGAUCCGAGCUGUGAUUCGAGGAACUAGUACCAACGCAGGUGGCAAGUCUACUGCCCUCACGGCGCCAAACAUCGAGGCAGAGGAAGCCCUUAUCAAUGCAGCCUAUCGCAAUGCAGGCGUCGAUCCCGCGCGUACAGCCAUGGUGGAGUGCCAUGGAACAGGCACAGCGAUGGGCGAUGCCAUUGAGGCAGAUGCAGUAGCCCGUGUCUUUGGCGACAGAGGAAUAUACAUUGGAGCUGUCAAACCAAAUUUAGGACACUCGGAAGGGGCGUCAGCCAUCAGCAGCAUUCUAAAAGCAAUCGUGGAGUUGGAACAUCGGACUAUUUUACCAAAUAUCAAGUUCAAUACCCCAAGCCCUCGGAUUCGCUGGGACGAAGCCCGGCUAACGGUUCCAACCGAGCCGAUUCUUUGGCCAGAGGAUCGAGAGGAGCGCAUCAGCAUCAAUAGUUAUGGAAUCGGCGGAACCAAUGUCCACAUUAUCCUGGACUCUGCUGCCUCAUUUGGUCUAUCCGAACCCGAUACCCAAUCACCCUGCGAACGCGAACCAGAUUUCAAACUUCUUUUGUUAUCAGCAGGGCAUUCGGAUUCAUUGAAGGAAAUGCAAAAGAACUAUCAUGAGUACUCUACCAAGCAUCCAAAUCGGUUGACUGAUCUGGGAUAUACACUGGCAGAACGGCGGGAGCAGCUUCCUCUCCGUGGCUUUUGCAUUAGCAAGGGGACUCACGAUGAAGCUGUCACCUCACCUCCUUUUACGAGUCAACCUCAAAGGAAGAUUGCAUUUGUUUUCACUGGCCAGGGUGCGCAGUGGGCUGGGAUGGGCAAGGAACUGCUUGAAACAUAUCCUGAACUACUUCACGAUGUCAGGCAGAUGGACAAGCUUUUGCAAAAGCAAAAUAACCCCCCCUUAUGGAGCAUAGAGGAGCAACUAUUGAUGUCAUCAGAAGGGAGUCUCCUAUCCGAGGCAGAGGUGGCGCAGCCUGGAGAAAUUGCGGCCGCGUAUGCCGCAGGGUCUCUCAGCAUGCACGAUGCAGUACUUCUGGCAUAUUAUCGAGGAGCCGCGUCUAAGGAACAGACACGUGAAGGAGCCAUGGCAGCUGUGGGGCUCGGAUAUGAUGAGGUUGUUCAGUGGCUUCGGCCAGGUGUUGUCAUUGCCUGCGAAAAUAGCCCCUGGAGCGUCACCUUGUCGGGAGAUGCGGAUGCCAUCGAAUCAGUCCUUUCAGGUAUUAAAAAUGACCGUCCGGACGUCUUUCAACGGCUCUUGAAAGUAAACAAAGCGUAUCAUUCACAUCAUAUGCAGGACGUAGGGCACCUGUACGACAGUCUCAUCGCCAAUCAACCAGCGAUCAAGCAGCCAAACGUUCCAUUUCACUCUACCGUCUUCUCUCGACAAUUGCAUGAACCAGAGGAAUUUGGAUCCGGCUAUUGGCGUUUGAACAUGGAAAGCCCUGUGUGGUUUUAUCAAGGGUUCAACUCUCUUCUUCAGUCACAAAUCGGGAAGGAUGCCCUAUAUGUAGAGAUUGGACCACAUUCAGCACUGGCUGGCCCGAUUAAACAGAUCUACCGAGCACAUAAUGCGUCUAAUCCAUAUCUUUCCGUACUCUCACGUGGCGCAGACGCAGUUAUCACAUUUUUGUCCUGCGUUGGAGAGCUCUGGUCUCGAGGGGUGACUAUAAAAUAUCCUCUCCCAGCCACCAUGCCCAAAGCCUUGCAUGACCUGCCGUUAUAUCCAUGGCACUACGGAGAGUCUUGGUGGUCAGAGUCGCGACCUAUGAAGUCCUCACGGUUCCAAAAGUUCCCGCGCCAUGAGUUACUCGGCGUGCGGACAAUUGAAAGCAGCGAUUUAGAACCCGUGUGGCGAAAUGUCCUCCGUCUUGGAGAUGUAUCCUGGCUACGUGAUCACUGCGUGGGCCCAGAUAUCGUUUUUCCAGCUGCGGCAUACAUUGCGAUGGUUGGCCAUGCCAUUUGGCAAAUCACGGAUCUGAAGGACUUUACGCUGCGAGAUGUUUCCUUGAAGACCGCGAUGGUGCUUGAUGACAGUGUACCGACCGAAAUCAUUACUAGACUUCAACCCCAUCGGCUUACUGAUUCUCUGAACUCUCCAUUCUUUGAAUUUUCCGUUAUGUCAUAUACUGGUUCGGUGUGGACACAGCAUUGCGUGGGACUGGUCGCAGGCGGCCAGAGCUCACCUGGACCAACACCCAAAGUGACCUCUUUUUCGAGAAUAGUAGAGUCGAAGCGGUUCUAUCGAGCGACUACCAGGGUUGGCCUGCGGUAUGGCCCUCAUUUCACUGGUUUGAGGCAAAUAACGGCAAGCGUCAGUGAAAGUACUGCAUCUGCCAUCAUCCACGAUAACAGACAUCCCGGAUCGUCAUAUAUAUUGCACCCAACAACGACAGACUUGAUUCUACAGUCCGCCUUCGUAGCCAUGCACCAAGGUCAGCCACGCUUCUUCGAAAAGUGCCGCUUACCUACAUUUAUCGAGGAGAUGUACAUAGGAGGGAAUGCGGGUGAGCACGAUAUCCACCUGAAUACUACUGUCCAGAAGCAAAAAGUCGAAUCUCAUGGUGUCGUCAAGGAUACUCUUGUGUUCUUCAUGAAAGGCCUUGAGCUUUCAACGCCAGAAAAGGAGGAAGACGAGCAGGAGGAGAAAUCCGAAACGGCCGAGCUCGUGUGGAAGCCGGAUAUCCACUUUGUGGAUCCUACAACCCUUGUCAAACCUGCCCAGCAGGCUGAGUUGCUUUUGGCAAAUCCUCUAAUUGAGCGAAUAUUUCUGCUUUGCAUCAUAGACCUGAUGCACGAUAUCAAGGACAUUCCAACAGCUCAACCACAUCUCGAGUUAUAUCGGAUUUGGAUGUCUGAACAACUUUCUCAAGCGCAAAAGGAAGGCUCUCCUCUGGUACCCGAUGCAAAAGAUCUGUUCAACCUCGGUGCCAGCGACAGAAAAGAACUGAUUCACAGUCUAGUCGCGAGUCACACUGAAGGAACAAUGGUGCCAGGAUCUCGCAUCUUGUUCCUUUGCUAUAGACACAUGUUCGAUAUUUUCAAGGGGAGGACUAACCCGCUGGAAUUAAUGCGGCGAGAUGGCCUGUUAGGCCGUUACUACGACUGCCUACAAGACAAGCAUGAUUACAAAGACUUUUUGAAGCUCUUGAGUCAUCUACGGCCUCGAAUGAACAUACUGGAAAUUGGCGCUGGUACCGGAGGACUGACUGCAAAAGUACUCGACUUCUUGCGAUCCGAGUCUGGCGAGGAUACCUAUCACGAAUAUAUGUAUACCGAUAUAUCGUCAGGAUUUUUUGUCGAUGCGCAAGAGAGAUUCCACAACCGACCUCGAAUUUGCUACGAUGUGUUGGAUAUUUCCAAAGAUCCUAUCGAGCAGGGCUUCCCCGAGGCGCAUUAUGACUUGGUUAUUGCCUCUAAUAUUCUACACGCAACGCCCAAGCUGACCGAGACCCUAAAGCAUACUAAGAGGUUGCUCAAGCCAGAUGGUCGUCUCUUGUUACAAGAAUUGUGUCCUGCUUCGAAAUGGACAAACUUCAUCUUCGGGUUGUUCCCUGGCUGGUGGCUUGGCAAAGAUGAUGGACGUCCCAGCGAGCCCUACAUCAGCCCAGCGGAAUGGAAUUGCAGACUACGUGCCGCCGGAUUCACCGGCGUGGAUGCCUCAGCUCUUGAUGCGGAACACCCAUACCAGCUGAACACUAUGUUGGUUGCAACACCUGCUCCGCCGCCCUGUCAAAAGACGGUCACUUUGCUUCACAUUGGAACUUCUUCCCAUCCAGUAGUUCAAGAUUUACACCAACGACUUAGCUUGGACGGAUACAAAGUUGAUUUGCUGAGUUGGGGAGACAAUAUACCAUCGGAUCAGGAUAUUGUCUUUUUGCUCGACGUCGAAUCCCCAUUUUUUGACAAUAUCACAGAGGAGAAUCUCAACGGCUUUCUGCAAGUCUCUAAGCAUCAUUCCUCAUCUCAACUCUUGUGGAUAACCCAUGCAGCACAAAUUCUUCCACAGGAUCCACGGUUUUCCCAAGUUCUGGGUAUGGCACGAACUCUGAGGUCAGAACUUGGUAUUUCCUUUUAUACUCUGGAAAUGGAGAAUUUUGGUCCAGGGUCCACGGAGGCAAUCUGCCUUCUGUUAGAACGCAUACAGCAAAGGGCAGUUGAGAAUACCGGGGAAUCUGAAUUUGACCCAGACCGAGAAUAUGCUUGGGUCAAUGGUGCCAUUCAUGUCAGCCGCAUGCAUUGGCUCUCAGUUCCUGCGGCUCUGGCUCAGAGUAGCAGACGGAGCCAGAAGGCUACUUUGGAGAUAGGUCGACCAGGAUUACUCAAUACGCUGCGUUGGGUAUCUCAGCCAAUGGAACCGUUACGGGCCAAUGAAGUGAGAAUCAAGACCAUGUCAAUCAGCAUGAACUUCAAAGAAUUGCUUCUUGCCAUGGGGGUUGUUCCCAUUGAUGAGGGCCAGGAGUUGGCAGGCACAGACAGUGCAGGUAUUGUCACAGCGGUUGGCUCUAAUGUUACGAACGUAGCUGUUGGGGAUCGAGUAAUGGCCCUCACUGUUGAGAGUACCAGUUAUACAACGGUACUACAGCUGUCUAGUCAUCUCUGUAUUCAGAUCCCAGAUGACUGCAGCUUUGAGGAGGCGAGUACACUGCCAACCGUUUACCUGACAGUGCUCAGGACCUUGCGAGAAAAGGCGAACCUUCGACAAGGCCAAACCACUCUCAUUCAUAGUGCUGCAGGAGGAGUUGGUAUCGCAGCUAUCCACUAUGCAAAGUCGGUUGGCGCCAGGAUCUACGCGACAGUAGGCUCACCGAAAAAGAUUAGUUUCUUGGUGGACAAAAUGGGUGUGGAGAGAGGAAAUAUAUUCUAUUCACGGGAUAACAGCUUCCUCGAUGGAGUCAUGAAAGCGACCUGUGGUCGCGGAGUCGAUGUGGUACUUAACUCACUGUCCGGCGAGCAGUUACAUGCGUCCUGGCAAUGUGUUGCAGAGGGAGGAACCAUGGUUGAAAUCGGUAAACGAGAUCUUCUCGGUCGUGGAAAAUUGUCGAUGAGCCCGUUUUUGGCCAACCGAUCAUAUAUCGGAGCUGACAUUGCAACGCUUGCUGUGCUUGAACCCGCAUGGGUUCAAGAACAACUAGCCACCAUAGUCGAUCUUUACAAACAGGGAACUAUACACCCUAUCCGCCCGGUCAAGACAUUUCCCCUCAAUGAGCUUCAAGAUGCCUUCCGAUAUCUGCAAACGGGGCAACAUAUCGGCAAACUUGUCUUGCAGUUUUCCGCCUCUACCGACCUCCCCGUGGCCACUAGGGUUCCGGUCUUAGAACUUCGAGGAGACAGAGCCUACCUGUUGGUAGGUGGAAUGCGUGGCAUCGGUGCAUCCAUCGCAAGAUGGAUGGUCUAUCAAGGCGCCAAACGUCUUGUUUUCCUCUCUCGCUCAGCAGGGAAACGGGAUGAGGAUAAAGCACUCGUACGCGAAUUGUCCGAUAUGGGAUGCAAAGUCCUGACAUUUGCAGGCGACGUCGCUCAUAUGGCAACUGUUCAACGGGUCAUUUCAAGCGUCACAACUCCAAUUGCCGGGGUCAUUCAGUUGGCCAUGGUGCUUGCGGACACUGGAGUCUUGGACAUGGAUUUGGAGACAUGGAAUACAGCUCUGAGGCCCAAAGUUGAUGGAACCUGGAAUCUGCACGAGGCCCUACCAAUGGACAUGGAUUUCUUCGUCAUGGCGUCUUCUCUAUCCGGAACAUUCGGAAACUAUGGCCAGGCCAACUACGCGGCUGCCAAUACCUUCCUUGAUGCCUUUGCCCAGUUUCGCCAGGGUCAAGGACUCGCCGCCUCGGUGGUGGACUUGGGUGUAGUGGACGAGGUUGGCUUCGUCAGUCGAAAUGAAUCUAUCCAUCGAUCGAUGGUGCAACAGAUGAGUGCCCCCAUUUCAGAAUGCAGUCUCUUGAGCAGCUUCCAUUUGGCCAUUGUCCGCAGUCAUCCACCGAGUGACCCUUCGUCAGUCUUCAAUCCACUAGAGGGAUUCCGAUCCCCCCACCAACUGCUCCACGGUCUACUGUCCGAAAUUGGUAUUGCAAAGAGUCAAUUCAUGUGGCAACGAGAUCCGCGUACUGCUUUGAAUCGCGUUCAUACCCAGAAAGAUGCAUCCACUCCUGAUGGUGACCAACGUGAAGACGGUGGUCUUAAAUCGUUUCUUGCCGCUAUCCAUGACAACCCGGGAAUUUUGCAAGACCAGUCUAGUACUGAAAGAGCAGCUACAGAAAUUGCUCGCCAAGUUUCCAUAUAUACAACGCGACAUGCCGACGAGGCCACGAAUUUGGGGUUGUCGCUGCACGACUUUGGUGUCGACUCUCUUGUGGCAAUCGAACUACGUAAUUGGUGGAAACAGUCAUUUGGCGUCGAUGUGACGGUGUUGCAGCUCAUGAAUGGUGGGAGCUUUCGGGAUCUUGGCCAGAAGGCUGUGGAUCAGCUCAAGCAACGGCAUUUGAAAGGAUAA